GUGGGGGCUGACGUUUGGGAGCUGAGGCUGCUGGCCACUGUGGGCAGAGUGGAGCCACAGGGCCAGAGGCAGGCAGCAUGGACAUGAACUUGAGCAUAGUGGCCCGGGAGACCAGCCCCGGCCUCAGGCCCAGCCUCAGCCCUGGCCUUGGUCCUGGCUUUGCUCCUGGCUUUGGUCUCAAUGGGCUGCCCCGGCUCAUGCCCCCCAAGGCAGCCAAGAAACCUAAAAAAGCUGUUCUCUUCUUCGAGGUGGAGAUUCUGGAUGCAAAGACGAGGGAAAAGCUGUGUUUCCUAGACAAGGUGGAGCCCCACGCCACCAUUGCGGAGAUCAAGAACCUCUUCACCAAGUCCCAUCCACAGUGGUACCCUGCCCGCCAGUCCCUCCGCCUGGACCCCAAGGGCAAGUCUCUGAAGGAUGAGGAUGUUCUGCAGAAGCUGCCUGUGGGCACCACAGCCACACUCUAUUUCCGGGAUCUGGGGGCCCAGAUCAGCUGGGUCACGGUCUUCCUGACAGAGUAUGCGGGGCCCCUUUUUAUCUACCUGCUCUUCUACUUCCGGGUGCCCUUCAUCUACGGCCAUAAAUACGAUUUUACAUCCAGUCGGCACACGGUGGUGCACCUUGCCUGCAUCUGCCACUCAUUCCACUACAUCAAGCGCCUACUGGAGACGCUCUUUGUGCACCGCUUCUCCCAUGGCACCAUGCCUCUGCGCAACAUCUUCAAAAACUGUACCUACUACUGGGGCUUCGCAGCAUGGAUGGCUUAUUACAUCAAUCACCCACUGUACACGCCCCCCACCUAUGGAACCCAGCAGGUUAAACUGGCACUGGCCAUCUUUGUGAUCUGCCAGCUUGGCAACUUCUCCAUCCACAUGGCCCUGAGGGACCUGCGGCCUGCUGGGUCCAAGACCCGGAAGAUUCCAUACCCCACCAAGAAUCCCUUCACGUGGCUCUUCGUGCUGGUAUCCUGCCCCAACUACACCUAUGAGGUGGGGUCCUGGAUUGGCUUUGCCAUCAUGACACAGUGUCUCCCAGUGGCUCUUUUCUCCCUUGUGGGCUUCACCCAGAUGACCAUCUGGGCCAAGGGCAAACAUCGCAGCUACCUGAAGGAGUUCCGUGACUACCCACCCCUGCGCAUGCCCAUCAUUCCUUUCCUGCUCUGAGCAGCUCAGCCAAGCCAGGCUGUCAUCCCCUUACCUCAGUGUCAUUCUGGGGGAGUAGUGCGGACCACAGCUCUCCAACACCUUGAAUAAACCUGCCUGUCCCUGU
Messenger RNA from Nycticebus coucang (slow loris), 1266 nucleotides. It is a transcript of the gene TECR, whose product is annotated as trans-2,3-enoyl-CoA reductase. The transcript is spliced from 12 exons. Gene Ontology annotation, molecular function: oxidoreductase activity, acting on the CH-CH group of donors. NCBI's taxonomy places the organism in Eukaryota, Metazoa, Chordata, Mammalia, Primates, Lorisidae. Gene Ontology annotation, biological process: very long-chain fatty acid biosynthetic process. The record is from RefSeq and is a predicted model, not a curated record. Bases 78 to 1160 code for a protein of 360 amino acids.